This is a messenger RNA of Aspergillus mulundensis, 921 nucleotides long. Its product is annotated as F-box protein. NCBI's taxonomy places the organism in Eukaryota, Fungi, Ascomycota, Eurotiomycetes, Eurotiales, Aspergillaceae. The transcript has a single exon. The record is from RefSeq and is a predicted model, not a curated record. The coding region runs from base 1 to 921 and encodes 306 amino acids. Gene Ontology annotation, molecular function: protein binding.
AUGUCCGCUACCGAGACCGUCCUCUGUAUCCCCGAGCUCCUGGAGCACAUCCUCUUCCACCUGGACAUGCAGGACCUGCUUGUCUCUGCACAACGCGUCAACAAACACUGGCACGCCACAAUCACCACCUCGCCAAAACUCCAACAAGCCCUCUUCUUCCGUCCAAUUUCCCAACCCGCCAAGCCCCCAAUACAGUACCCUUCAUACCCCCAGGGCCAAACACCACUCUGGAAGCGGCGCCGCUCAGAAACAAAGCCCUACACCGACGAACUAAGCACAACAUUAAACCCAUUGCUGGUCAAACACUUCGGCUCCGAAUUCUUCAACACCUCCUCCGGCCACACCGCAAAUAACGACAACGACUGGGUCUACCUCGACGAGAAAAUGCAAGCCCCCUGGUCCGUCAAAGUCGGUUCCAACCUGCUACGAACCGACGAGACAGGGCCAGCCGAAACCGCAUUCCGAUAUCCCACCGCAUCCUGGCGCCGCAUGCUCGUCUCCCAGCCUCCCCAGCCCGGCCUGGGCUACAUCCGCAGCGUGCACGACCACAACACGCCGACCCCGGUGGGGAGGGGGUACAUCGACGCCUGCAGUGACGGGGGUCUGCGCUUCGGUGUGCUGUACGACCUCGUGCAGACCCUGUCCGUCCGGCGGUGGAAGAAACACCACGCGCCGUUCCGGAUAACGUGGGGUGCGGCGGGGAGUCCAAGUCCUUCGCAGUCGUUCCCCGUGUUGAAAGGCUGUAUGGAGGUGCUAGAGCAGACGGGCGUCGUGCUGGCUGUUCACUAUGAGGUGCCGAAGAAUGCCUACUAUCCCGAUUUCCCGCAGCCGGGGGCGCUGAGGAAGGAGGAUUUUGAGCUUGCGGGGGUGGGGCUUGUGGAUGUUGGUGUUGAGGAGGGGGAGGGUGGUGUGGGUGUUUAA